UAUGUUGGGAAAUUUGGGUGUAUAAAUAUGCAGAACAACUACUAGCCAGUUGCCUGCAUAAGAUCUCAAUUAGACCUACAUCAUUUAAAAGCAUGUAGGAUAAGGAAAAUACGGGUGAUUUAAUACUCUAUUAAGUAGAUAGGUCUUUAAGGCUUAAAACAAAUUGAAUAAGUAGAUUGUUGCCUUAAAAAAAAUAAAGCAAGAGAAAGAGGCCAAUGGAGUAAAAUGUGUUAAAGUAAUUAGUUUCCACGAACGGCAAUGAGAGAAAUUCAUUUGCUUUCAUCAAUAAAGCAUGAAAAUAUAGUGAGUUUUCAAGAAGUUGUUGUUUAAUCUAGUAAGGAAAAAGCAGUAAUUAUGUAUAGAGAACACUUAUUUGGUCUUGGAAUACAUGGACACAGACUUGCAUAAUCUUUUGUAGAGGCGAAUAGUAUUUAAUUUAGAUUAAGUUCGAUGUUUGAUGUAUUAAAUACUUGAUGCUCUUUCUUAUCUACAUUCUAGGAAUGUAUACCAUAGGGAUUUGAAGCGUAUCCACAACUAUAUUUUAAAGCUAAUAACAUACUAUAUAACGAUAAGGGAUAAGUAAAGAUUUGCGAUUUU
Paramecium primaurelia is the source of this 597-nucleotide messenger RNA. NCBI's taxonomy places the organism in Eukaryota, Ciliophora, Oligohymenophorea, Peniculida, Parameciidae. The record is from the annotation of a GenBank genome assembly.